Messenger RNA from Emiliania huxleyi CCMP1516, 429 nucleotides. RefSeq lists its product as hypothetical. The transcript has a single exon. NCBI's taxonomy places the organism in Eukaryota, Haptophyta, Isochrysidales, Noelaerhabdaceae. The coding region runs from base 1 to 429 and encodes 142 amino acids. The record is from RefSeq and is a predicted model, not a curated record.
AUGGUUCACCGCGGCGAGGAGAGGGCGGAGCGCGGCGGCGCCCCGCCGAUGGACGACGCGAUCGACGUGCUGGUGCGCCACGUGUUGGCCGAGGGGCGGGCGGAGGCGCGGCGCGAUGGUGGCGGCGAGCCGACAAGAUCGCACGCCGCUGCCCUGCACGGGCUGCGGGCGCGGCGCAACCGGCGGGCAGUGCUGCCGUCGACGGUCGGCAGCCGGGUCGAGGACCGGGAGGCUGAUGCGCGAACGUCACAGCCGGGCGAACCGGCCGCCACGGCCCUCCCUCCGCGCGGCCAAGCUGCUGCGGCGGCCACACGCCGUUUCAACUGCCGGACCCGCGAGCGGUGGGGCGGCGCCAAACGGGCGUGGUGUUGCGAGCAUGAGAGCCUCGGCUGCGCGGUUCGCUGGCCCGAAGCCGGGGAUGUUGCGUAA